AUGCCUCAUUCAUCGUCCCAUAGCUGUGUGGAAGUGGCGCGGCAUGAGCUGGUAAGGAGCGGUGCUGAGCGGUGCGCGCCUGCUGCCGCCGCCGCCGCCGCCGCCGCUGCUGCUGCCGCUACAGAGAGAGGCAGGCAUGGUCUGUGGAGCCUGGACAGGUAUAUUGAAGAAGCUCAAGAAGGCGCUGGGUAUGUGGAGCAAGCAGCUGGGGGGGCGAGGUCUGCUCUGGAGAGCAUCAGAAGCUGUCGGAUGGCGGCACGAGACAGUGGCAGUGGGGGGUGUGAGGGAGGAGGCACAGCAGGGGUAGACGGACGGAGGAGUGGUGAAGCGGCAGUGGUGGGAGAAGAAGGAGGGUUGUUUGACGGGCCUGUGUCCUCCACUGGAGUGGUGAAGGGGGGUUGUUUAACGGCAGAGACGACAGCAGCAGACCUACAUGCACCCUCUGCUGCCGCCACGCCACCUGCACUAGACGCACGAGCUCUAGCCACUCUCUCUACGGAGCUAGGCAUACCUUCCAUCUCCCCUCAUCCCUCUCAACCGGAAUCCAUCCCCGCUUGUCUCAUUCCUGUGGCCUCUGUCUCGCCUGCAGAGCAUAAAGCCAGCAAGGCCCUGUCUGCUGCUGCUGCAGCUGUGGUGGCUGCGUCUGCAGCAGCAGAGGCAGCGGCGGGAGAGAGGGGUAAAACGGCAGGAGCAGCAGAGGCGGCAGGGGCGGCAGGGGCGGGAGGGGCAGCAGGUGCGGCAGAGCGCCAGUUUCAUGGUCUAGGAGGAGGGCAUGACGCGCUGUUUCUGUUGCUGGAGCAAGGGACGGGAGCAACGCAGAAGAUGCAGCCGGGUGGUGCUGUCGGGGCCACUGGCACGUUAGGGGCGGGAAGGACCUUAGAAACGCCUCAAAUGCCGUUUACUGGGGCGUUACGGGUUGAAGACUUGCAAAGUAGUGAGGCAGAGAGGGCGCUUGGGCGUGGGGAUGAAGGCGGGGUUGGGGAUGCGAGAGGGGAGGGGAGUGCAGCAGCAGGGUAUCCUUAUCAAAAGUGGCAAGAGCUCCAGCGGGAGCAGAGGGAGCAAAGGGAGGAGAGGGAGCAGAGGGAGCAGAGGGAGGGGGACGGAGCACGUGUGAGGGCUGUACAGCAGUUGACAGAAGGGUCGGAGGUGGGAGGAGAAGCUGUUGCUGUCGUUGCCGCUGCUGCUGCUUUUGGCGGCGGCGGCAGUGGCAGUGGCAGUGGUGCUGGUGCUGGUGCUGGUGCUGGUGCUGGUGCUGGUGCUGGUGCUGGUGCUGGUGCUGGUGCUGGUGCUGGUGCUGGUGCUGGUGCUGGUGCUGGUGGUGACAGAGGCGGUGACGCAGGGCCAACGAGGGGGCGAUAUGGAGAGGCAGGUGCGGAGCGCAAGGCGAGUGGGGGCUUGAAUGGUGUGUGGGGGGGAAGCCACGUGGUUCCGCCCUGGCCCACUGCUGCCAAUGCCCCUGCUUGGCCUCCACCCUCUAAUACCCCUCCGUGGCCCCCGGGUUCCGACGCCCCUCCCUGGCCUCCCUCUUCUGACGCUCCUCCCUGGCCUCCUGCCUCCAACGCCCGUCUCUCCUCCAAUACGCCUCCCUGGCCUCCCGCUGCCAACGCCCCUGCCUGCCCCCCUGCUGCGAACGCCCCCCUCUCCUCCAAUACCGCUCCCUGGCCUUCUGCCGCUGGCGCACCUCCCUCCUUACAAGAGUCUCCCUGGCCUUUCCCAAGUGGUCUUGUGUCUCCAUGGCCGCCUGUCUCGCAGGCUCAGCCGCAGCGCGGCAGGCAGGCGGACGGGCAGGAGCAGAGGCAGGGGAAGAGGGAAGGAGAGAGGGAGGAGAGAAAGGAGGAGAAGAUUGAAGGGGCGAGGGAGGAGGGGAGGGAGGGGCAGGUGAGCAGGAAAGUGAUGGGUGGAGUUGGGAGUGGUGGGGUGCAGGUCGCAUGGGGGGCGUCUGGGAGAGAGGCGGGUGGUGCAGGGAAGACGGUAGCAGACACUCCCGCAUGGAUGAUGGGAGGCUCUUGGGGGGCGAGCGCAGAUGCAGCAGGGCACGGAGCACAGGGGGCGCAGGGGACAGAGGGGAAACAGCGGACACAGGUUUCACAAGGUGCAGCAGGGAAGACGGCGGCAGGCACUCCCGCAUGGAUGAUGGGAGGUUCUUGGGGGGCCAGCGCAGAUGCAGGAGGGCAGGCGGGUCAAGGGGCACAGGGGGCACAGGGUGCGACAGGGAAGGCUCCGGCCUGGAUGAUGGGAGGGUCUUGGGGGGCAAGCGCAGAUGUAGGAGGUCAGGCGGAGGGGGGACAGGGUGCAGCAGGGAAGACGGCAGCAAGCACUCCGGCAUGGAUGAUGGGAGGAUCCUGGGGGGCGAGCGCAGAUGCAGGAGGACAGACAGCACAGGGCGCACAGGGCGCAGCAGGAGCAGCAGGAAAGACGGCAGCAGGCACUCCCGCAUGGAUGAUGGGAGGAUCCUGGGGGGCCAGCGCGGAUGCAGGAGGACAGGGCGCACAGGCCGCACAGGGGGCACAGGGUGCUGCAGGAGCAGCCGGAGCGGCAGCAGCAGGGGGAGCAGGAGCAGGGGCAGCAGGAGCGAUGAGAUGGGCUCCUCCCAAGGGCGCUCUGCCUGCGAGUCUUCUCUCUCUGCUGGACGAUUUUCCUGGAGUUUCUUCUCUGGGCAAGGCGGUUGGUGAAUGGACCUGCAAGGAGGUGGUGGUGAAGAGUGGAGGGGGGACAGCCGAGGGAGGACGGGGGGAAUGGGGUGGUGUGGGUGUGGCUGGGAGCGGUAGAGGGGAAGGGGCGUGGGGAGAGGCAGGGGGUGUGAGGCUGGGGAGUGGAAGAGAGGGGGGCGUGAGGGAUGAAACUCAGGUGGACGAGAAUUUCGCGGCAGGAGUGCUGCUCGGUUCGGAGCGGUUGAAAGGGGUCCGUGAUGGGGCCGGGGGAGCCGAGUUGUGUGCUGAGAGGUUGGGAGGGGAUGGAAGGGGAGAGGGGGAAGCUAGCAGGAGACAGUUGGAGGGGGAAGGGGAGGGGUUAGAGGGACGGCAGGCGGAACAGGAGGAAUCGGAUUGGGAUUCAGAUUGGGAGUCGGAUGGGGGAGGGGAGGAGGAGAGGAGGGAGAGGAGGGAGAAGGGAGGAGAGGCGCAGGGCGGAAUGAGUGCAUCAGAGGGAGCAGCAAGAGGAGACGGAACGGGUGAUGAAGUCACGGCGGCUGACAUUGUUGCACGCAACGGAAUGGGAAGCAGUGGUAGAGCAAAAGGCCUUGAGGGGCUUCGGGUGAAAGUACACGCGGUGGAAGGGUUUCAAAGAGGGGGAGCGGGCAGUGGAGGAGGGGGGGACGGGUGGGGAACGGGAGCAGGACAGCGAUCGGGACGGGGAGAGAGAGCAGCAGCAGCGGCGGCAGCAGGAGAGGCUGCGGUAGAGGAAGCAGCGGCAGCAGUGGUGGAGGGGGACACGAGCAACGCGCACUUCCACCUGCCGCAGUCGGUGCUGUCGGCGGUGGGGUGUGCGUUGCAGUCUGAUAUCACCAUUGCCGCUGUGCUGCAGAGUGAUAACCGCAUUGCGGAGACGGUUCUGUGCCACCCUCCGGGGCUUGUCUCCCUGCCUGUGCGCCUCACCAAGACCAUCCUCAACAUGUCGCACGGCAAGCUAAUAAACACGGACCGUCUGCUCCUGCCCAGUGUCAUCACGGCUGCUCUCGGUGCCCGUCCCCGCCGCUACCUCGCCACGUCCUUCCAUGCCGAGGGGUACGCCUGCCAGUGCUGCUUUCUCCCCGCCGCGCUGCUUGCUUGCUUGCUUGCACAUGCUGCCGUUCUUUCCUGCAAUCCGUGUCUCGCAUGUCACCUUUGCUUUGCCGCCAUCCUCCCCUACAACGCCCCAUCUGUCACUCCGUCACCCACUGCGCCCGUCCCACUGCACCCCUCUCCCCGUUUUGCCCGCCGGCCCCUCCACCCUCCCCCCAGCUACGACGGGCUGUGCUACGCUCUCUGGGCGAACCCCUCCCGCGUGCCGAGAGCCGCAGAGGACAUCAUGUCAGACGCAGUGCAGGCGCUGCCGCUGCUGCUCGCCAACCGAGUGCGCGCCAUGUGCUGCGAGCGCAUGGGGCGGCGCUUCGAUGCCAUUCUCGCCCGCAUGCCGCAGGCCGUGGUGUUUGUGAACGAUGGCAUGGGGCCAUGCCUCAUCAACCCCGCUGCUGCCGACCUGCUGGACCUCCCAGCGUGA
Molecule: messenger RNA, 4197 nt
Organism: Closterium sp. NIES-65
Lineage: Eukaryota; Viridiplantae; Streptophyta; Zygnematophyceae; Desmidiales; Closteriaceae
Source: the annotation of a GenBank genome assembly